Aureobasidium namibiae CBS 147.97 is the source of this 435-nucleotide messenger RNA. RefSeq names its product U6 snRNA-associated Sm-like protein LSm7. NCBI's taxonomy places the organism in Eukaryota, Fungi, Ascomycota, Dothideomycetes, Dothideales, Saccotheciaceae. Gene Ontology annotation, cellular component: Lsm1-7-Pat1 complex; U6 snRNP; catalytic step 2 spliceosome. The transcript is spliced from 3 exons. The record is from RefSeq and is a predicted model, not a curated record. Gene Ontology annotation, molecular function: RNA binding. Gene Ontology annotation, biological process: nuclear-transcribed mRNA catabolic process; mRNA splicing, via spliceosome. Bases 1 to 435 code for a protein of 144 amino acids.
AUGUCAGAACGUGGUCAAUUCAGAGGUGGCAACCGAGGAGGAAACCGCGGUGGAAACCGUGGAGGAAGAGGAGGCAACCGCGGCGGUGCUCACAACAACAACAACUCAUCGCAUAACAACGACUCGGAAACACCCCGCCCAAAGAAGGAGAAUAUCCUGGAUUUGAACAAGUACAUGGACAAGGAGAUCCAGGUCAAAUUCAGUGGAGGAAGAGAGGUCACCGGAACACUCAAGGGCUACGAUCAACUCAUGAACCUCGUCCUCGACGACGUCAAAGAAAUCACAAGAGAUGACGAAGGCAACACCUCCUCCCGACCCCUCGGUCUUCUGGUCGCCCGCGGAACUCUCCUUGUCCUCAUCUCCCCUCUUGACGGCAGCGAGGAAAUCGCAAAUCCCUUUGUGCAAGCCGAGGAAGAAGGCGCUGCUACCAUCUAA